CCGCCCCCGCCUCCGCGCGCCAUUGCCCGCGCCCUGCUGCCGCGCGUCCCCUCGCGUCCUGGCCAUGGAGGGCCUGGUGCUGCGCCCAGCAAAGGGCUAUCGGGUGGUGCUGCUUGGCAGCGUGGCAGUGGGCAAGACCGCGCUGGCCACGCAGUUUGCGUGCGGCCGCUUCCCGGAGCGCUGCGAGCCGUCGGUGGAGGAGCUGUUUAGCAAGGUGAUCGAGGUGAACGCGGCGCCAGCGCUGCUGGAGAUCGUGGACACCGUGGGCGCCGACCACCUGGUCACCCUCAAGGACCUGUACAUCAGGAACAGCGACGGCUUCGUGGUGCUCUACAGCGUGUGCAGCGAGGCCUCCUUCGAGGCCGUGCGGCCGCUGCGAGAGCGCAUGGGCCGCCUGAGGGGGUCCAGGGCCGUGCCGCUGGUGCUGGUGGGCACCAAGGCCGACCUGGACGCCGAGCGCCAGGUGCUGACCGCGCAGGGCCGCGCGCUGGCCCGCGAGUGGCGCUGCCCGUUCUUGGAGGUCACGGCCAAGAGCAAGCUGAUGGUGGACCGCGUGUUCACGCAGGUGGUGCGCGAGAUGGAGGCCCUGGCCCCGCCAGAGGAGGAGGCGCCCCGCGUCCCCGCCAACGCCCAGGAUACGUGGCCGUCCGAGAGGUUCAUCGGCUAGUACGC
This is a messenger RNA of Sciurus carolinensis (gray squirrel), 672 nucleotides long. RefSeq names its product ras-related protein Rap-2a-like. The transcript has a single exon. The record is from RefSeq and is a predicted model, not a curated record. Gene Ontology annotation, molecular function: GTP binding; GDP binding; GTPase activity. NCBI's taxonomy places the organism in Eukaryota, Metazoa, Chordata, Mammalia, Rodentia, Sciuridae. Gene Ontology annotation, cellular component: plasma membrane. Gene Ontology annotation, biological process: Rap protein signal transduction; negative regulation of cell migration. The coding region runs from base 65 to 667 and encodes 200 amino acids.